Molecule: messenger RNA, 1033 nt
Organism: Rubroshorea leprosula
Lineage: Eukaryota; Viridiplantae; Streptophyta; Magnoliopsida; Malvales; Dipterocarpaceae
Source: the annotation of a GenBank genome assembly
CACUUCAACCUUCUCUCUAUCUUCCUGUACCCCUUUUCAUCCCUUUGCCACCCGUUCUAAUCCCCUCAUUGUCACUGUUGCCGUCUCUAUCCCCCUGGCACUGAUGUUUCUCGAAUUCCCUUACCACCUUGAUGGUUCUCCAAAUCUACUUUUACUACAAAGAGAAAUCAGACCAAGGGUUAUUCUCCUACUUCAUCUCUCAGCUUAUCCCUGAAUUUCUUGUGAACAAGGGAUUUUGCAAGGUUCAAAUUCCUUGUUGAUAAGUAGAUUUCUUUUACUGUUUGUCCCAUUAUUGCUUUCUCCAAGGCUAAUCUAUUUUUGGUGGAGAAUACUAGGAAUUGGUUCUUUUCUAAGAAAUAGUAGAAGAUUAGAGAGCUUCCUCCAUGCAAAUUGGAUCCCAAAUGUGAUGAAAAGUGGAAAUUUUGGGGAUAGAAAUAGAGUACAGAAGCCUCUGAAAGAUGUUUAUCUCGAUGAUGAUGAAUGAGUAUCUACUUUGUUAUCUUGAUAGUCAUGUGUCUUGUGACUGAGAAUGAUGUUUGCAACAACAUUCAUCUGGGCAUCGAUCGUGCUUGUGCUGCUGCUCUGGCCUUACCAAAGAGUGCACAAGGAAAUGCCUAUGGCCAUUUCUCUGGGAGAUAUCUAGGUACUGUUACUAGACAUGUGGUCACAACUUGGCAAUUUGGUAUGUCAUCUAAAGCAGAUUUCCUGAGUUCAGAAUGUACUAUUUUUUGUUCAUUCACUUUUAUUUAUUUCAUGCUGAAAAUAGUUAAGAUAGAGGAGGGUGUUUGGAUUGGGAAGUCCAUGUGGCAGCAGUUGGAAAGUGAAAUUGAAUGGAACAUUGGAUAAUGCUACAUUGUGAAGAAAAACGGAGACUUUAAUGAAACCUAGGUGACGUGUGUGAUCUUAGCUUUGAGGGCUUUAGCUGUAGAGGAACGUUUGUUGGAACAAUUUAUCAGCUUCGUAGGAGUUGUUCAACUUUUUUUUUGGCACCUAAAGAGAAGUUGUGAUUUCAAAGUAAAACCGAUAACUCCAU